Telopea speciosissima is the source of this 582-nucleotide messenger RNA. RefSeq lists its product as uncharacterized. Bases 1 to 582 code for a protein of 193 amino acids. NCBI's taxonomy places the organism in Eukaryota, Viridiplantae, Streptophyta, Magnoliopsida, Proteales, Proteaceae. The transcript has a single exon. The record is from RefSeq and is a predicted model, not a curated record.
AUGGUCGCUUACUUUUGUUUAUAUGAGCUGUGUGGAACAAACAAGAAUUCUCAAUUUGAAACUCUCAAAUCUCUAUCUGCAUUCAUUGAUAAGCCUUGGAUCUUGGCGGGGGAUUGGAAUUCGUACCUCAAUUUUGAGGAUAAGAAAGGAGGCAGACCUUUAACCAACACAGCCUUGUCCUCGUUAAAUGAGUUUGCAAAUUCGGCCUGCAUCUCUCCCAUCCAUCAUAGAGGCUAUCAGUUCACAAGGAGCAAUGGCCAGUUUGGAGUUCGCAGGAUUGACGGAAAAUUGGAUCGUGUUUUCUCCAAUGGUAAUUGGUUCAAUCUUUUUCCCAAUGCAACAGUUUCAACUGAGGUAAUGGCUUCAUCAGAUCACAGAGCUAUCAUCUUACAUCCUGAUAGAACUGGUACACGAUCUCCUCAACCAUUUCGGUUUGAAGCACUUUGGCUUCUGGAGACUAGUUUCUUGGACGUAGUUGCUCGAACAUGGUUGUCACGAAGUCCGAGAGGAUCCCCCUCUUUUAUAAUGUCUCGAAAGUUGGUCAAACUCCAGCACUCCCUCAGAGUUUGGAAUCACAGUUAG